AGGCAAUUGAUUGGUUAAAAAUCGAAACUUUCUUGUUUUUUUGCUGCAAAAAUGAGGCAAUAAAUUAUUUUUAAAUUUAUUUAUAUAUAUAUAUAUAUGUAAAUUAUGUAUGUAUAGCCGUCUCUGUUCUGUUCUUCUCUGUGGCAGUAGCUUCAAUUUCUUUAAUCCAUGGCGUAAACACCGAAUCUAGUAGAUAUAUCUUGUUCAACUCUCUCUCUCCCCUCUCCAAUAUAAAUAUACAUGUAGGGAUGUGUAAAGGCGCAUAAUUUACCUGUGUAUCAUUGCAAUUGAAUUCCAAGGUUUAAUUGAAUUCCAAUUUAUUCCGAAAUCUGUGUUUAUUUCGAGUGCAAUUGGCGUUUCUUUCUACCAUUUCUGUGUUUUACGAGAUGUUUGGAUGCGAUUGAGUGAGAAUUUAGCUGCGAUUGUGAAGCUUUUGGGGGGAAAUCGAGAGGUAUUGGUGAUGGGGAAUAAAUUGGGGGUGAAGAGGAGGCAGGUGGUGGAUGAGAAGUACACUAGGCCUCAGGGGUUGUACCGACACAGAGAUGUGGAUCAUAAGAAGCUUCGGAAGCUGAUUCUUGACUCCAAGCUGGCGCCUUGCUACCCUGGUGAUGAUGAUUCCUCUGACCUUGAGGAGUGUCCCAUUUGCUUCUUGUACUAUCCAAGUCUUAAUCGGUCGAGAUGCUGCACCAAGGGCAUCUGUACGGAGUGUUUUGUACAGAUGAAGACCCCCAAUGCGACGCGCCCUACACAGUGCCCGUUCUGUAAAACAUCAAAUUAUGCUGUGGAGUAUCGAGGUUGUAAGACAAAGGAGGAGAAAAUCAUAGAGCAACUUGAAGAGCAACGAGUUAUCGAGGCCAAAAUAAGGAUGAGGCAUCAAGAACUCCAGGAUGAAGAGAAGUCGAUACAACUAAGAGAAAUAAGCUCUUCUAGCAGUAUGAGAGCACCAACUGAGGUUGAAUAUUGCUCAACCCAAGCGCCCACUUCUUUUUCUGCAAUAGAAAGUGAAGAAACUGUUGCUUCAGAUGAGUCCAUUGAAACUUCAGUGAUUAGACCACCUCCACGCCAAAGGCAGACUAGGGAGGAUGAAUUUGACCUUGAUCUCGAGGACAUCAUGGUUAUGGAGGCGAUUUGGCUGUCUAUUCAGGAAAAUGGCGGGCGUCAAGAUCUAUCUUUUCAGUUAGGAGAAUACAACGUAGAAGAUCACACCUCUUUAGCAGAAACAGUUCCCGCAGCUGGAUCAUCAUCGUCUCCUUCUGGUGGUCUUGCUUGCGCAAUCGCAGCCCUUGCUGAACGUCAGCAGGUUAACGGAGGGCCCCUAACCAACUACGGUGGUGACAUAUCUGGAUACAGCGCGUAUUCCAACGGGGAGGGGCAGGAAUCUGAAAAUUAUUUUCCUGCAGAGAGCGGCACUGUGGCAUCACCCGACAUGACCGGGGAUGCUGGAGAAUGGGCUGAUCAUCGAUCUCAGAUGGCUGAAAUAGGAACUAGCUACGGAGGUUCUGAUGAAUUUGGGGAUGCUAUCAGUCUGGCUUCUAUUUCACAUGAAGACGAGAACCAGAGCAGCAGUGGCCAACCUUUUCCAGGAUCAAUAAUGCCCGAGAGUUUUGAGGAGCAAAUGAUGCUAGCCAUGACUGUUUCGCUGGCUGAGGCCCGAGCGAGGACCAGUACUGUUGGAGUAGCGUGGCACUAGCUCGUCAGGUCAGUCGUAGCUUCCUCAUCGUAAUCUUGGCUGUGCUAAUCACGAGUCAUCGGACAUUGGUUGCGAGUUCCUUGGACCUUGAGAAAGUAUCUUGUGAGCAUCUUCUGCACAGCUGAGGCUUCAACAGGGGAGGCGCGGGGAGGCCGUUGUGUACGAGUAUCUGGCUGGAAACGACGCCACCUCGGUGAGGUGGGAAACCAUGCCGUGAUUGUACAUAUGAUUUAUACACACAAUGAUAUCCCUUCUUUGCUUGAAUCUGUGCUUUUGGUAAGGACUAUGGAGAUGCUGCUCACUAUAUGUAUGAGGAAUAGUUUUUCUAGUAAGAACAUGCAAAUUCUUUUUUUGUGA
This is a messenger RNA of Salvia hispanica, 2047 nucleotides long. RefSeq names its product E3 ubiquitin-protein ligase DA2L-like. Gene Ontology annotation, cellular component: cytoplasm. NCBI's taxonomy places the organism in Eukaryota, Viridiplantae, Streptophyta, Magnoliopsida, Lamiales, Lamiaceae. The record is from RefSeq and is a predicted model, not a curated record.